Messenger RNA from Populus nigra (black poplar), 518 nucleotides. RefSeq names its product protein DMP2-like. The record is from RefSeq and is a predicted model, not a curated record. Gene Ontology annotation, biological process: endomembrane system organization. The transcript has a single exon. The annotation marks the transcript as partial. NCBI's taxonomy places the organism in Eukaryota, Viridiplantae, Streptophyta, Magnoliopsida, Malpighiales, Salicaceae.
UGUUUCUCUUGUUUCACCGACAAUUACAGGGGCAGUGAUGGCUGGACUCACUAUGGAAUUGCAACCAUGAAAGGGCUUUGGCCAUCUUCAGAUUCUGCUGGGUCGUCCGUGGACUUGUCAAGCUACAAGCUUCGAGUUGGUGACUUUGCUCAUGCUUUUUUCUCCCUGAUCGUGUUUGCUGUGUUGUCCCUGUUGGAUAGCAACACAGUCAAGUGCUUUUAUCCUUCUUUCGAGUCCACUGAGAAGGUGUUGCUCAUGGUGUUGCCUCCUGCCAUUGGUGCAGUCUCGGGUACCGUGUUCAUGUUGUUCCCUAACAAGCGCCAUGGAAUUGGAUACCCUUCAAGUGAUUCUUCACAGGAUUCUUAGCGAUGAUGAAUACAUCUAUACUAUAAACAAAUAGGUUGCAAAAGUCUUGAGGAAAUUGGUUCCUGAUUUGCAGCUCUAUACCCUGAGAAUGCUUCGUCUUUGAAUUUGUAUGAUUGUUUAAGAAUAUAGAAGAGGGAGGAAUGGAUAUAUCA